UUAGAGUGAGCGUUGGGGUAUACGUUAAGUCCCAAAUUGAUAAUUCAUAUCGUAGUGUCCAAAAUGUGUGAAGAAUGUGAGUGUUCCACCUGCAUGAAUGACAAGCAGUGCUGCUGGUUCUUUGCAGGGUGGAACAUAGCCACGUCCUUCAUGUGUAUAAUACUAGCAUCUGUACAAAUUCACAAAUACUAUGCUUGGACGCAGAAGGAUGGCAGAAUUCAUGGCAGAGAUCUUCUCGUUCUGAAUAGUCGUAGCGCCACAUAUAAAUUAGCGAUUUGGUCAGUCGUCCUUGCUGCCAGCAUAAUUCACUUAUUGUCUGGGACUCUCCUAAUGAUUGGAUUGUCGAAGGAUAUCAGAUGGUUGUUCUUGGUGGGGAAAACUACGAGUCACAUUUUCCCAUGUGCUAUGCUGUUGACAAUACUCGCUCCAGUUGUCCAUUGCGUAUGCAUUAUUCGCGUGUGCAAGUUCUACAGAAGCCACUGGUGAUAAGAGUAGGUGCCCCAACUGCGAUCUCGUUCUUAAUCAUUCCAAAUUUACGUCGUCUUCAGUGUAUUCUUCCUUUAGCUAUUAAAUUUAAUUGGAAUCGUC
This is a messenger RNA of Drosophila obscura, 588 nucleotides long. RefSeq lists its product as uncharacterized. The coding region runs from base 64 to 486 and encodes 140 amino acids. The record is from RefSeq and is a predicted model, not a curated record. The transcript has 4 exons. NCBI's taxonomy places the organism in Eukaryota, Metazoa, Arthropoda, Insecta, Diptera, Drosophilidae.